Molecule: messenger RNA, 2079 nt
Organism: Owenia fusiformis
Lineage: Eukaryota; Metazoa; Annelida; Polychaeta; Sabellida; Oweniidae
Source: the annotation of a GenBank genome assembly
UUUCAAAAUGGCUGCGCCCCUGAAAACAAAAUGUUGGGGAUUAUUUUCACACAAAAAGCGUAUAAUAAGCAUAUUUAAACGGCAUUUUGCUAUCAGAGAAGAUCUAACGAUAUUAGCUAAAGAAGAUAGAGAGUAUCCGGCUUUUGACGAGAUCAAAAAAGAACUAGCUGCGGUUGAUGAAGAGAUUGCUGCUCGAGUAGAUAUUGGACUUGAACCUCAAACAUUCCGAGCCAAACCUGAGAGUCGCAAAGAUUGGAGGAAACGUGUCAGCAAAUUAGAGGAAACUGCGAGGCAUAGAACAUUGAAAAUCCCAUUGGAUGAAGUAUCAAAAGAAUGGCAGAAAGAGUCAAGUUCUGAACACAACCUACGAAUAGCAGAUCAUUAUGGCGUCUACAAGGAUCUGUUUGGCUAUGCAUACUUCUCGCCUGUGAAACCUCUAGCUGUAACAUACAAUGGAGAUAGUAAUGAAAGUGUUCCUGUAUAUACUGGAAAUGUUCUAACACCUUCUCAGGCAAGAGAUCCCCCUAUCGUUAAUUUUGAAGCUGAUCCUGCAGAUCUAUAUACACUUGUGCUCUCUAACCCAGAUGGUAACCUUAUUGACCCCUCUAAAGAAACUCUACACAUGUUAAUUGGUAAUAUCCCUGGCAAUGCAGUUCAAGAUGGCGAGACUUUAUGUGAUUAUCUCCAACCUUUCCCUCCUAAAGGUGUUGGCUACCAGAGGCUUGUCUUCAUCCUUUACAAGCAGGAAAAAAAGCUUGAUUUCAGCAAUGAAAAACGACCAGACAGAUGCAUUAGCCUACAAGAGAGGACCUUUUGUACGCAGGACUUCUACAGGGCAUAUGAGGAUGAUUUGACUCCUGUUGGACUCAGCUUCUUUCAGACUCAAUGGGAAAAGAAUGUCACGGAGGUCUACCAUAAUAUAUUAGAAAUGAAAGCCCCAGAGUUUGAGUAUGACUGGCCUGUUGAGUACCAUCCUAAACAAAAGAAAUAUCCACUGAGGGAACCUUUCAAUAAAUAUUUAGACCGCUACAGAUGUAGAAAGGACAUUCAAGAUGAGGUGGCUAAAGAGAGACUACGAAUGAACGAUCCAUUUCUUGGAGAUAAAAAACAAUACAAAUAUCCAUUGGCAAUUGAUUCUGCAGGAGACCCCACUGCUCCCGAUCAUCCAUUUUGGAUUAGAGAGCGCGAGGCUUUGAAGAAAUUAAGAAGAGGAUAUUGGAAGGAUUUGGAGAAGAAAUGAUAAAAAGGGCAAAUAGGCAAAAUUGUUUUGAAAAUAUGACACCCUCCACACCAAGGUUUUUGCAUUGAAUUUCAACAUUGGUUAAUUUUAUCAUAGGGCUACUUUGUCAGUGAGGCUACUUUUUGAGUAGGCCAUUUUUGUUUUAGAAAUUAAAUUUGAACAUGGGCUUUUAACUAGAAAGCCCAUGAUUUGAAUUAAGAAUAUAAAGUAUCUAAAUCCAAGAUGGCUGACUUUUGAUGUUUGGUGAUAAAAUCUCCAAUCCGUACUACCAGGACGUUGUUUUAUAUACCGUAUCCAUCAGAAAAUAAUCAUUUUUUUCUCUCCUUUGUUAGUAUCGCAUAUUUACAUGUAAUGUGAACUUGUGAAGUUAGAUAUUAUACAUACACAUGUAUUUAAAAAUUUACAAUAUUGUUCAUAUUCUUUAAGGUAUGAUAAAGGAAAACUAGAGCCCCCUCUCAAUCCUGUGUUAUAACUUUUUCUGUAAGUAGUGUAUGAUGCUCAGUUUCUAAAUCUGAACAUAGAGUGCACCAUUAUAGAUAUUUCAGAAAAACCUUAUAACUUUCAUCGAGGCUUUGAUACAAGAUUUUUUUUUACAUGAUACCUACUCCAAGGGGGGAAUGGGACUGCGAGGGAAUUUUUCAAAAAAUGGGCUGUCAAAUUCUCUAUCCUGGGAGCAACGUUGUGAGUCGAUUUCAAAGAUUUCAAAUUUUCAGAUUUCAGAUUUUAAAGUAUGAUGAAAAAAUCCCCUCCUUGGACAAUAUUAAGUGUCGAAUUCUCGAAUUUAGUUUCCUGUUGAAUGUGGAGUCUUGCAUCAUACAAAUGUAAUUUUAGGUAAUCUG